Astyanax mexicanus (Mexican tetra) is the source of this 1518-nucleotide messenger RNA. It is a transcript of the gene olfml3a, whose product is annotated as olfactomedin-like 3a. Gene Ontology annotation, biological process: signal transduction. The record is from RefSeq and is a predicted model, not a curated record. Bases 179 to 1378 code for a protein of 399 amino acids. Lineage: Eukaryota; Metazoa; Chordata; Actinopteri; Characiformes; Acestrorhamphidae. The transcript has 3 exons.
CAAGACUUUGUCCUGCUUCUCAGUCACUUCCUCUCCUGUGCUCACUUUUCCCCCUCUCGCACGCUCUCGCACGCUCUCGCACGCUCACACAGGAGGAGGUUCAGACCCUGUGCAGAGGCGUUUCAGCGUCCCGGACUUUUCUGAACAUUUUGCAGAGCGUUCCUCGUCUGGAUCCACCAUGAAAUCCGGCUUCCUCUUCUCUCUUCUUCUCAGCUUUCUGAUUCUGAUUUCUGACUCUGAAGCUCAGUAUCACUACCAGGGCCUGAUGAACUACCUCGAGAGCCGGAUGGUUGCCAUGGAGGAACGCAUCGCUUUAUGGCACGAGCAGAACAACCGCUACACCGCGGACCUGAAGAAGUUCAGGCAGCAGGCCUCAGACCUGCUGGAGAAACUGGGAAAAGACCACUCUAAACUGCGUCUGGACCUGGAGGGAGCCGGAGCCCGGGUGGACCGGGUCGAGCGAGAGAUGGACUACAUCGAGACCAAGAACCCUCCCAAACCGUGCGUGAAAGCAGCGGAUAAGAUGGUGGAGCAGGAGGCGGUGGUGAAGGAGAAGAAGAAGAAGGAAGAGUUCUUCGAGCUCUCGGUUUGCAUGGACCUUGUCUCGAGCAUCCGAGCCAUGAAGAUCCUGAAAAGGGUGGGAAGCCCCAAAGGAAUCUGGACCAAAGACGCCCGAACCGCCAAGGUCUACAUCUUCAACGGAACGUCCGAGGACACCCUGUACGAGUUCAACUCCAGAGAAGAGCUGUCCACGUCCACAGGACUUUCUAAAGGGAAGCAGAUCACCCUCCCGUCCGUGUGGAACGGAACCGGUCACGCGGUCUACGACGGGUUCCUGUACUACGUGAGCGAGAGGUCCGAGUUACAGGUGGUUAAGUACGACCUGAAGAACGGCUCGGUGACGGACAGCGCCGUGCUUCCCGUGGAGGCUCAGACCCCGGUCUACAGCCUGAACCCCGAGACCACGGUGGACCUGAUAGCAGACGAGGAGGGACUGUGGGCUUUAUACCCAGCCGGGAACACCAUCAACCUGGCCAAGAUGGACCCGGAGACUCUGGACAUUGAGCAGAUGUGGGACACGUCCUGUCCCCGGAACAACGCGGAAGCUGCGUUCAUGGUGUGUGGCACCGUGUACGUCGUCUACAACACCCGACCCUCCAGCCGCUCCCGGAUACAGUGCGUGUACGACGUGGCCGACAUGGUGACCAACGACGAAGCCCCGCUGCUGUACUUUCCUCGCCGCUACGGCGCUCACUCCAGCCUGAAAUACAACCCCGCAGAGAGGCAGCUGUACGCCUGGGACGAUGGCUACCAGAUCCUCUACAGACUGGCCCUGAAGAAGAAGCUGUGGGCAAUAGCGCCCCUACCUGAGGAAUAACUGUUACUACCACAAAAAAAAUAAAAAGCACUGCAAGAAAAACGCCUGACCAAAAAGAUUGUUCAUAAAUGUAACUAUUGAUGUAGUCACAUUUUGUAAAAUGAUAUCUAAAAAAAGAAUAAAGUAUAUUAACAUUUCAA